AUGACGGAACAGAAUACUGUUGUCGGAUUACUGUCGGCGACAUUAGCCACCGCGCUUUAUGGGUCUUGUUAUGUACCAGUACGAUGGUUCGAAGCUGGUGACGGGAUGUACUUCCAAUGGUUGGAUGUGCAUAGGCCAACUGAUGCAGAGCGGAGAUCGGGUGUUGUUGUCGUGUUAUCGCGUUCACUGGCUGACGCAACAUAUAUCAUUCGCACGAUUGGGUCGGAAUGUGGGCUUUUGCUAUAG
This is a messenger RNA of Cooperia oncophora, 246 nucleotides long. NCBI's taxonomy places the organism in Eukaryota, Metazoa, Nematoda, Chromadorea, Rhabditida, Trichostrongylidae. The record is from the annotation of a GenBank genome assembly.